CUCAGAAGCAGUGCUGCUCCAUACUUUCUUCUUAGUUCAGCGGUAGUGUACACAGUACUCCGGCGAAAACCUGGCCGGAAAGAUGGACGAGUCCUGGAGGAUGAGAAUGGGAAUGGAAAUGCCUUCGACGACGACGACAACAAAGACUAGCCUCCCUCGCCGGAGAUCGACGGAGGACAAUUCCCACCGCCGGAGAACGGUGCUCGGAGACUCCGAAUCUUCAGUUUUAGACCCCGAGGACUUCAGCGACGUCUUCGGAGGGCCUCCGAGGAGUGUGAUGCGUCGCCAGUUUUCCGGCAACGAGUACCGGAAGACUCUGUUCUACGAGGAGAUUUUCACCCCGCCGGAGAAUGUAAUUCCGGCGAGGUGCGGCCGGAACUUGCCGGAGUUCAGGAUCCCGAUGGAGAAGUGUGGCCGGAUGUAUGAUCAGGGGUUUUACAGCGACAUAUUCGGGUGGGAAGAGGAGGAUGAAGUGAGAAGAUCGAGGACGAGGUCGGGGUCCAAAUCCAAAGCCAGCUCAUCUUCCGUUUUGAGUUCGGAGGACGUCAGCCCUCUCCGGCCGGCGAUCGGAGAAGCCGAUCCCGACGUUUCGUUCUUCGCCUCAAAGCUCAGGCCUAUAAAUGUGGCAUCUAGAUGGAACACAAGAAAAUUUCAUGAAGAAUAUCCAAGGUAUCAGGGGAUGCCAGCAUUUUCGUGUCAUCCCCCUUCUUACAAUAAUACUGAAAAUGAUCACAGUGAAAGCCUGAGAAACACUCACUUUGGGUUCAGCCGGAGGAAUUCAUCCCCCGAAACCAUUAGUGUUGACCCCAAUUCGUACAGAAGCCUCAAAAUCUCCACGGAUCAUGAUUUGGAUCUCAAUUCGCCCCCGUCCUCUGUUGCAUCCUCUCUUGGUCAAGACCAAGAGGCAAGUCGAGGCUGCGGAAUUCAAGAUGACUUGCUGAACGAUGAUGAUCAAGUAGUGACGGAACAGGAGGAAGAUGAAGUCAUGAGCUCCUAUGUUAUCGAGAUCAAUACGAGCAGUGGUAGAGAAAUAAUGGUGGAUGAAGCAAUUGGUGUAGAUGAAGCAAUUGCUUGGGCCAAAGAGAAGUUUCAGAGACACUGUUCUGAGACUGAGAAUAAUCCCCAAAUGGCUCCUCAGCAGGAGAAAGAGCAUUCAGACAUGCCGAGCAUGCAUCAGUCUUCAGAUGAACAGAUUGACGGGACUGAGUUUACACAAGCAACCAUACCGGAUGAGGAAGCAGAUAAAUGUGCAGAGGGAGAAGGAAGACAGAAUUUUGACACUGAUAUGGAAAUGGAGUUACUUGAUGAAAAAAUAAGGAUAUGGUUAACUGGUAAGGAAGGUGACAUCCGGUUGCUCCUGUCAACGCUGCACCACAUUCUAUGGUUUAACAGCGGAUGGCUCCCAGUCCCUCUAACUUACCUAAUCGAAAGCUCAAGAGUGAAAAAAGCUUAUCAGAAAGCUAGGCUUUGUCUGCACCCAGACAAACUGCAACAAAGAGGCGCAACCACCCCUCAAAAACACAUUGCAGAGAAGGUGUUUUCUAUCCUCCAGGAUGCCUGGGCUGUGUUCCUUUCACAAGAUAUCCGCAUUGGUUGACCACGGUUCAAACCAAACCACGCGGUGUUGGUUAAAGGCAAGUGAGGUGAGAUGCAUAUGUGAAUGAUGACAAGGAGAUGGGAAUGGAACAAAAUGGCAGCAAAUUUCCAAACACUAGUGACCAUGAACCGUACAAUGUAUGUGGAAUCAGAAAUUGGGUGCUGGGUGGGGAGGUGUGGUUUCUUAAGCCUGUCUGCCAGUUGAAGAGAGAGCUGUUCUGUGCAAUGCACUAUGCACCAUCUCAUCAUCAUCAUCAUGUUACUCUCUUUUGGAUGGAUGCUUGUGUUUGUAUCUUACUUGUAUUAUAGACUACUGCUUUUAAUAGAUCACGUUUAUAGAUUUUUGGGUGCUAUUCUAUUACUUCUUCUGUGGUUGUAUUGUAUGCCUCUCCUCCCCCAAGUAAAGAUCAUCUAAUUUUGACUCUCAUGUUUUGAACCAUAUUUUUUUCCAAGGCUUUUGAGUUGUAAUUCUUUGACA
Ipomoea triloba (trilobed morning glory) is the source of this 2074-nucleotide messenger RNA. RefSeq lists its product as uncharacterized. Lineage: Eukaryota; Viridiplantae; Streptophyta; Magnoliopsida; Solanales; Convolvulaceae. Gene Ontology annotation, cellular component: vesicle; cytoplasm; intracellular membrane-bounded organelle. Bases 83 to 1597 code for a protein of 504 amino acids. Gene Ontology annotation, biological process: clathrin-dependent endocytosis; clathrin coat disassembly. The transcript has 7 exons. The record is from RefSeq and is a predicted model, not a curated record. Gene Ontology annotation, molecular function: clathrin binding.